Molecule: messenger RNA, 1406 nt
Organism: Pezoporus flaviventris
Lineage: Eukaryota; Metazoa; Chordata; Aves; Psittaciformes; Psittacidae
Gene: CCDC102B
Product: coiled-coil domain containing 102B
Exons: 6
Coding region: 285-1406 (373 amino acids)
Source: RefSeq, a predicted model, not a curated record
CUGAAUAAAGCAAUAGUUAGUGAAGAAAAUGUGGGAAAAGUUUUAUAUUGCAUAAAUGGCUUAUACUUUAAAGAAAAAUGUGGGUUUAGUUUUGAUAAAGCCUGACCAAUAAGAAUCAUUUUCAAGUCACUGUGGAGUGGCUUUACUGCUGUAAAUAAUCCUGUUGGCCACAUCCCAGUACAGUGCAGAUGAGAAGAGGAUGAAGGAAAUUCUGUUGUUUACAUAUGUGUCUGUAACACUGAAAAGCAAGAGGAGCCCAGCAAACUCGGAGGGAGUGAAAUUAGAUGAUUAAUCAAAACACUAAUUUAGGCUUGCUUCAGAAACUAAUGGAAGAAAUGCAGGUUUUUGAGACCCAACCAAGACAACCUUAUGAAUUGGCUGGAGGUUGCCAACCAGAUGGCUAUUUGUGUAAUUCAAAUCUGCUGUCUCAAAGUUUCUACCCAUAUUCAUCUUAUUAUCCAUACAUGCAUAAGAAUUACAGCAGUGACUGGGAAAUUUCUGAAGCAGUAAAAAUUCAGGAACUGGAAGAAGUCAAAGCCAGAGCUGCCCAAAUGGAGAAGACCAUGCGCUGGUGGUCAGAUUGUACUGCUAACUGGAGGGAGAGAUGGAGCAAAGUUAGAGGAGAAAGAAAUAAAGCCCAAGAGGAAGCAAGAAAAUUGGGAAUCAAAUUAGACAAUGUUAUAAAAGAACUGAGUAUGCUUAGAAAAAUAAAUCAAGUUUUAGUAAGUGAGAAGAAAAACUCGGAAGAUGCAACUGCUUGGAAAACGGAAUUCAGUUGCUCAGAAAUAUCGUAUAUUAAAAAAGACCUAAACCAGCUAACAUUUCUGGAACGAGAACCUGUGAAUGAACUGAGCAAAAUUAAAAAGAUUCCUGGAACAGAAGACACAAAGAAGGAUGUAUUCAAAGACCAAAGUAAUCACAAUCAAAAAAUCUCUCCAAAGCCUCCCGAUUCCUUUCCCAAUGUUGUUCCCAGCACCUAUUUGGAGGAACAUAAAAAAAGUUUGGACAGUACAACUGAGACAACAGAGAAUGAUUUAAUACAUGUUUCAGUCUUGCAUUUGCAGUUGGCUGAAACACAGAAAAUCUUGCAGAAGGAAAGAGAAAUGAAUGCAUUUCUGGAAAAAGAAAUGGAAAAAAUAGAAAAUGAGUUAUAUCUUUGGAAAUGGAAAUAUGAAGAACUGCGUCAAACCAAUCUGGAAAGCCUGAGACAGCUGGACAGACUGCAGUGUGAGAAUACCUCUAGAUGGGAGAAGAGAGAGAGACUUGAAGCAGGAAAGCAAAGUUUGGAAGAAGAGAAGAGAAGUUUGAAAUUGCAGAGUAGAGAGACAGAAGAAAGCAGACUCAGGAUUUUUGACCAAAGAAAGUUCCUUGGAUGUUGCUGGAAAGUCUACCAAGAUAGUGAGUGA